AUGCCGAAUUUCAGGUUCAAGCUGCCGUCACGAAAUUGGCUAAUCUUCCUCGGCGUCACCGGCUCUUGGACUGCGGCUGUAUUAUACGACAAGCAUCAGAAGAAAAAGGUGCAGAAGAAAUGGUGUGAUCUCGUAGCUCAUCUCGCCGAGGAGCCGCUUCCUCCCAAUUACCUCCGGAGAAAAUUGACGAUAUUCCUUUCCGCGCCGCCAGGAGACGGAGUCAGACCUGCAAGGCAAUAUUUUAAGGAAUACGUCAAACCGAUCUUAGUCGCUGCGGCCUUGGAUUACGAUGUGAUUGAAGGACGGAAGGAAGGAGACGUUCGAUAUGGAACGGCAGAACAAAUCCGCCGACUUCGCCGAAAAUUGGGCGAGAAGGAUCCCAAUGCAGUGGAAAAUGAGAUGGACAAGGAGAAAGUGGUCGACGAGAUCCGGCAGAAACUACACAUCGUGCCGGAGCCUGGAAUUCGGGGUGAUCUAGUACUAGGAAGACAUACCUGGAAAGAGUAUAUAAGAGGACUGCAUGAAGGAUGGCUUGGACCGGUUGAAGCACCUCCGCCCCCUCCAGAGCCCCAACCCGAACUCUCGCCUAUACACCCCCCGACCGAUGUUCGAACAGACGAUCCUGCGGCCGCUAGUGGGGAUUCAGAACCGGGUAAAGAGGCAGACGAAGGAAAAGAAAAGACAGAAAAAGAGCAGGAAAAAAAGAAGCCGUACCCUCCCCCGGCAUACUUGUCGACUAAUGCAUACUCGUCAAGUUCUCUAUCACCGCACGCCCCGAGCGUCUUCGAACCGUCGCAGCCGAUACAUCAGCAGCACAUUCUGGGUUUCCUCAAAUUCCCUUGGCGAAUAUACAAUUUCCUCAAUCGCCGCCACUUGGCAGACCAGGUCGGCCGUGAGACGGCAGCUAUUGUCCUUGCCGCAAAUAGACCAUACCACCGCGGUUCAACCUUUGCGACAACCGACCCCAACCUUGAAGCAGAUCCUCUGGCCACAAGGUCGCCUGAGGUGGACGCUGCGGUAACAUCUAACGAAGGUUGGGAGCAACAGGCUUCGCUUGCCAUGGAGGAACAGACAUGGCACAAAUCGGUUCGAAAAGCCGCAAAAGAAGGCGAUGAGACCGAGCGGGUAUGGUCGAACGAUAUCGUGAUCGACAGCCGUAUUGGGGAACGGAUGAGAAAGUUCGAACUCGACGCGGAAGAAGAGACGAGAGCGAACCGGAUUGUCAGCGGGGCUGAGAAGCCUCGUACCUUCCAUGUUGAUGACGAGUGA
Capronia epimyces CBS 606.96 is the source of this 1269-nucleotide messenger RNA. RefSeq lists its product as uncharacterized. Bases 1 to 1269 code for a protein of 422 amino acids. Gene Ontology annotation, biological process: sphingosine biosynthetic process. The transcript has a single exon. The record is from RefSeq and is a predicted model, not a curated record. NCBI's taxonomy places the organism in Eukaryota, Fungi, Ascomycota, Eurotiomycetes, Chaetothyriales, Herpotrichiellaceae. Gene Ontology annotation, cellular component: membrane; cytoplasm; intracellular membrane-bounded organelle.